Molecule: messenger RNA, 2266 nt
Organism: Aspergillus sclerotioniger CBS 115572
Lineage: Eukaryota; Fungi; Ascomycota; Eurotiomycetes; Eurotiales; Aspergillaceae
Product: alpha/beta hydrolase family protein
Exons: 3
Coding region: 8-2266 (752 amino acids)
Biological process (GO): proteolysis
Molecular function (GO): serine-type endopeptidase activity
Source: RefSeq, a predicted model, not a curated record
AUCCAACAUGGCCGAAAAUCGCAAAUUCACCCCAGAAGCCUUGAUCACGGCUCCAAGACCGUCAGCCGCGGUUCCCAACGAUGAGGGCAAACUAGCCCUGUACACCGUCUCGACUUAUGAUCUAGACUCGCACACAAACUUCACCGACGUCAAGCUGCUGGACUUGGAAACCGGAACAUCGAGUCGGUACAGCAACAAUCCCAAGGAAAGUUCGUUCCGGUGGCUACGCAAGUCAUUUCUCUUGUGGCAACGCGAAGCAGAAAGCAAGGCUACUGAGCUCUGGAUUGGAGAUGCCAACCACAGCAUUAGACCAUACUUGGCGGGCACCAUCGACGCCAAUCUAGACAACGUCAAGACACACCGAUUGGACAACGGAGACAUUGCCCUGGUCUUCACUGCUGCAGCGGAUGCCGAGCAGAAUCUGUACAACACAUCCAAAACAGACAAGUCCCACAGCACCGCUCGGGAAUGGACCAAGAGUCGGCCCAAACGAUGGGAUACCUACGUCGACCAGUACCGCUCAGUCAUCUGGUACACAGUCCUAAAGUUCGAGGAGACCUCCCAGAAGUGGCAUCUGUCAACCAAUGGCCCCAUCAAUGCCCUACGAGGAACCGGCCUUGUCGUUCCUCUGUACUCCAAUUCAGCCAGCUCCACCGAUAUGGACAUAUCGAAGUAUGGAAUCCUGUUCGCAACCGCCAAGCCCGGGGACAGCGAAUGGCUCGAAACCCAAAAGUCCCUCUACUUCGUUCCAUUGUCGACCUUUGACGAGACCGAAGCGCCAACCCUCAAGCGAAUUCACAUCCCUGACCAUGCCGACAUCGUCAACGCCCCGACAUUCGCCCCUACCGGUCCUCUAGCAGCCUUUCUUGUGGACCAGACCAGCGAAGAAUGGUCCCACAAGAACAUCGGCCUCCUGAACGUCGAAACCCUAACUAUCACCUCCUUCCUCCGAACCACCGACUCCGAGUCCCAACCCUGGGAUGUCUUCCCGGACGAAAUCCUCUGGGCCAACGAUAACUCCUCCCUCUACCUAACCGCCAACCACCAAGCCAAAACGCGCCUCUUCCAAGUCCCUAUUCCCACAACCUCCUCCUCCGACACCCAAACCCACCUCGUCACCCCCACCCCCCUCGACAUCCCCGGCUCCAUCUCCUCAAUCCACCCCGUGAGCACCUCCCUCUCCAACCCCCACCUCCUCGCCACCUCCUCCUCCUUCAUCGAUCAAGGCACCUUCACCCUCCUCAACCCCACCACCCAAACCACCCAAACCCUCCACACCACCCAAACCCUCCACACCACCUCCUCCCACGGCGCCUACUUCAACAUCUCCUCCAACCAAAUCACCUCCAUAACCUUCCCCGGCGGGCCCGACGGCCACACUCCCGUCCAAACCUGGAUCAUCAAACCCUCCUGGUACAACCCCAACACCCCCGACAAACACCCCCUCUUCCUGUUCAUGCACGGCGGUCCCCACUCCGCCAACCGCGACGCCUGGACCUGGCGCUGGAAUGCCCUCCUCCUAGCCGAACAAGGCUACAUCGUCGCAAUCCCCAACUUCACCGGCUCCGAUUCCUUCGGCGGCCACUUCGCCAAAUCCGUCUCCCUCCAAUGGGGCGGACACCCCUACCACGACAUCGAGCGGUGCUUCAACUGGGUCGAACAAAACCUCUCCAGUAAAUGCGAUAUCGAUCGGGCUGUCGCCGCCGGCGCAAGCUACGGCGGAUACAUGGCUCUCUACGUCGCAGGCCAACCUCUCGCGAAGCGUCUCAAAGCCCUAGUCUGCCAUGACGGCGUGUUCGACGUCGUCUCGGAACUCCUCAGCGACGAUCUCGCCGAAAAGGAAGAACUCACCCGCUCGUUCGGAUCCCCGUACUUCACCAACACGGAAAAUGCAGCCCUUGAUCCUGCCAGCGCGAAGGAAAUCUGGAGGAAAUAUAACCCCGCGGAGUAUUUGACUAAUUGGUCCACUCCGUUAUUGGUUAUUCAUUCGGAUAAGGAUUACCGGUGUCCGAGUACGGCUGGGUGGGCGGCCUAUGCGGUGUGUAGGUUGAAGGGGAUUGAGACGAGGAUGUUGAAUUUUCCGGAUGAGAAUCAUUUCGUGCUGGGGAAGGAGAAUGCGUUGGUUUGGUGGAGGACGGUUAUUGGGUGGUGUAAUCGGUUUGUUGGGAUGGAGGCGGGGGAAGGGGCGGUGGUGUUGGAGGAGAAGGCGAGGAGUGAACCGAGGUGGUUGGGGGAGGUGGUCGAGGGGAGGGUCGUGGAUGUUUAG